GCAGCAACAGCAGCAGCAGCAGCAGCAGGCGCACCAGGAGCACGAGCAUGAGCAGCAACACCAAGAGCAGCAGCACGCGCAACGACAUGUCGAGCCAUGGUCAGCAAGUGGAUGCAAAUGACGGGUAUGAUGGCCCUCCCCCACCAGAGGCUGCGCCCAAUCCUGAUGAUUCGAUGAACGCCGAUGUUUCAUACGCCGCCGAUGAUGGGCAGCAACAUCAUGGAAUGGAUGCCAGCAAUGCACCAAGUCUCGACAGCAUUGCUGCCGUUGCCGCCGUCGCCAAUGCUUCGAAUCACGAUGCUUCAGCGAGACAGCAUACCAAAAGGAGGAAGGUGAACACCUGCCUAACUUGCAAGAAUCGAAAAGUGAAGUGUGAUCGGGAGAGACCGCAUUGUGGACAGUGCAAAAAGCAUGGCAUUCCAAUGGAGAAGUGCAUUUGGGUCGAGGGAGUCGCCUCUUCCAGCCAGCAACAUCAGGCCGGCGGUAGCACCAACAACAACAGCAACCACCUCAUAAACAAUAGCGCCAACAGCAGCAGCACCGCCACCAACAAUGCUACGCCAGCUCAGUGGCUCAGCACUCUGGCACAGAGCAGCACCUGGUCCGACAACCUUGGAGCUGCUUUUGCAGAGCAGAAUACCCAAGCGCUCCUAAGCAGGAUUGCAUCGCUUGAAGCAUCUUUAGCUGAAGCUGGGGAGCGUCUUAACGGGGAUGCGUACGUGGAACAGAAUGCCAAUGCUGCGGCCGCGAACGCCUGGCGGGAUCAUCUCUCGCGUCUCCGAGAGAGUGGUGCUGACGACGCCGUGGGUCAGAGCGAGGCGGAGCGAGGCAUGGCCGCGGAUGCCCUGGCCAUGAUCGCACAGAAUCACCCGCACGCUGGUCAAGCCCCAUCAGUGUACAACAAAAAGCUGGUCGAUUAUAAGAGACCCUACGCGACGGCACCGAGGUUUUUCGACGCCGUCACUGCCAACCGAUUUCCUUUCACCGUGCAGGCCACGACAGACAAGGUCAGGGAUAUUAUUGGCAUGCUGCCCGAAGACAACGUCAUCGACAGUCUGAUGGAGACCGUAAAGCUGAUUCAGACAAGCGGUUUGAGCACGGGCCUGAGCAUGAGGCUCGUCGAGAUGCAGCUGGCGACCUUGCGCGGCCAGCUUUCCUUCUGGGAAGAUCGCAGUAGUGGCGAAGCAGAAAUUCCGGUCGUUGACCUCUCCUUCUUGGCGCUUCUGUUCGUGCUUAUGGUCAACGCGCUGGAAUUCAGCGAGAGCGCCGAUCUAAUCCGGAUUGGCCUCGUGACCAAGCCUGAGGAGGUUAGCAGCGUUACCGAGGCCUGGCAAGCCACCGGCGAAGCCCUUUUGGCCAUGAUCAAUUUUCAGAACCGACCCAAUCUCAACAUACUUAUGGCGAUAUCAGCCAGCCGUCAGUACCACUUGUCGAGGGGUCACGGUGUCUACUACCUCGUCCUGAUAUCGACUGCAAUUCGUCUGGCCCAAGCCAUGAGCAUCCAUCGACUGGGAAGUGCUGCUGAGGAUGUCGAGAGGUGGAACAGCAGUCCAGCAAAGCCAGACUCGCCUUACAAAGAGCGUCGCCCAUUUCUCAACGGCAAGCUCUUCUUUCCCGUCUUCAUUUCGGGACCGGGCACGAACGAAGAUGCCGGCGUUCGAGACGCCAAAGAAGCCCCCAUUCGGUUCCCCGAUCGCUCCCACCUCGUUCGCGAGACAGCUCGAAAGAUGUGGUACCAUUUUAUUGUCCAGGACUACUUCGCAUCUGAUAGCUUCGACCGGACCUACCACAUCUUUCCCGGACAGUACAACACCGCGCUCCCUCUCAAUCUUGACGAGGACGAGCUGCCGACAGGGUUAGAAGACGCACCUUCGAAGCUGCCUGCAGCCAAGCCUGAAGGCCAACCGACCGACUCCAAUAUGUACCAGACCGCGUUUCGAGUAAGCGACCUGUGUAGGGAGACGAGCGACGCCUACCUGCGGGGCAAGCUGACGCAGGAAGUGGUACUGGAGAUGGACACAAAGUGGCGCCACAUAUUUGACGAACUUCCCGUCUUUCUCAAGCUCGAUGGUACGUCGGAGAACCUCGAUUACGUACGGCUAUUGCAAGCGCAGAGACCCUACCUGGCCUCGCAGCGGCUCAUCACCAUCGAGAUGAUCCAGUUCAGGCUUCUGUGUCUCCAUCGCCCUUUUCUCGUGCUGGGACACCACGAAUCCAAAUAUGCACAGAACACUCGAGCUUGUGUCGAGGCGGCACGAAGCAUCAUCUUUUGUCGCCAAGAGCUCGAAAAUGUCAACUGGGCCGUGCAACGCUUCGUCGGUUUCCGUUUACACACCUUCCAAGCCGCACUGGUGCUAGCGAUGCACCUGAUGGAGCUGGCCAAGCGUGGCAGACCCGAGGAUGCCGACUCUCAAAAGAUGAGAGACGAAGUCUCGAUUGCCAUGUCUUUCUUGGCCCACAAGACGGCGGCCGAUGGCACGCCACUGGACCUCAACGGAGAGGCCCACAAGAUGAGAGGAAGGGAGAUCCUCGACACGCUCCUCGCCGAAGAGAAAGCUUUGCGGCAAGGCCAUCCUGCAGGCUCUUCGAGGGGCAUCAAGCGCGAAGCAACAGAGGCCGGUCUUGACGAUCAGUCCACCACGCAAGCACCAGAUGUUGUGGCAGAUCUCAGCCCAGACAAUCCUAUCAAUCGCUUUGUCGUCGAGCAAGUCAAGGGCAGCAUUGGUCAUUCGACGACCGACGAGGAGUUCUGGGAAGCAAUCGAGAACCAAGCAAGCCGACUACUGUCCUGAUCUUGUCUCUCCCUUUUCUUUCCCUCCCACAUUUCUCUUUUACUCUUCGCCACUAGGUUCUCUUCUCUGUUGUAUGUCUAUUACCCUGGAAACCUAUACAUUAUUACUAGUAUCGUAACAUGUAGUCUUCUACUCGUGUCA
This is a messenger RNA of Acaromyces ingoldii, 2933 nucleotides long. RefSeq lists its product as hypothetical. Gene Ontology annotation, molecular function: zinc ion binding; DNA-binding transcription factor activity, RNA polymerase II-specific. The coding region runs from base 48 to 2792 and encodes 914 amino acids. The record is from RefSeq and is a predicted model, not a curated record. Lineage: Eukaryota; Fungi; Basidiomycota; Exobasidiomycetes; Exobasidiales; Cryptobasidiaceae. Gene Ontology annotation, biological process: regulation of DNA-templated transcription. The transcript is spliced from 3 exons.